UUGGGCUUCGGCUCUGCUCCCGCGGCUCCUGCAGCUCCGGCUAGGGCUCUGGCCAGGCUCCGGCCAUCUCUGGCUGCAAGCGCUGCCGCCGCCAGCCCGCUGCUCUCGGCGUGGCCAUGAGGAGGCGGCGGCGGCCGCUGCGGCCUGUGUCAAGGUGACCGGCCGGGACUGCGGCGGCCCCGACCACGACAGCGGCCCCGACAUUGACAGCGGCCCCCAGGCCCAUUGCUGGAGAGCGGGGAGAAUUUGCUGUUUUGAAAGAAACGUACCCUAAUCCUGUGCCUGGUGAAGUGGCAAUAUGCACAGUAAUGUAGAUGACAGGAAUCCUCCCUGCAUUUUGUGUCACCAGCUGAGGUGGCCCUGACACUCCCCCCUGAGGCCUGGAGAGAGCAUGUAUAAACGGAAUGGCCUGAUGGCCAAUGUUCUGGUCACCUCCGCGACUCCCCAGGGCAGCAGCAGCUCAGACUCUCUGGAAGGACGGAGCUGUGACUACGCCAGUAAAAGCUAUGAUGCCGUUGUGUUUGAUGUAUUGAAAGUAACUCCUGAGGAGUUUGCUAGCCAGAUUACGCUCAUGGAUAUCCCAGUAUUCAAAGCUAUACAGCCAGAGGAAUUAGCCAGCUGUGGAUGGAGUAAGAAAGAGAAACACAGCCUCGCCCCUAAUAUUGUGGCCUUUACCAGAAGGUUUAAUCAGGUCAGUUUUUGGGUCGUGCGGGAGAUUCUGACAGCACAGACUUUAAAAAUAAGGGCGGAAAUCCUGAGCCAUUUUGUGAAGAUAGCAAAGAAACUUCUGGAGCUCAACAAUCUUCAUUCUCUCAUGUCUGUGGUAUCAGCAUUACAGAGUGCACCCAUUUUCAGACUGACAAAAACAUGGGCUCUUUUAAAUCGAAAAGACAAGACCACUUUUGAGAAGCUGGAUUAUUUGAUGUCUAAGGAAGAUAAUUAUAAGAGGACUCGGGAGUACAUCCGAAGCCUGAAGAUGGUCCCCAGUAUUCCUUAUUUAGGAAUUUAUCUUCUGGAUUUAAUCUACAUCGAUUCUGCAUACCCAGCUUCAGGAAGCAUCAUGGAAAAUGAACAAAGAUCCAAUCAGAUGAACAAUAUUCUGCGAAUAAUAGCUGAUUUACAAGUCUCCUGCAGCUAUGAUCACCUCAUAACAUUACCACAUGUACAAAAGUAUUUGAAGUCUGUUCGCUAUAUUGAGGAGCUUCAGAAGUUUGUUGAAGAUGACAAUUACAAGUUGUCUCUGAGAAUUGAACCAGGAAGCUGUUCUCCCCGACUGGUUUCUUCAAAGGAGGACCUCGCAGGUCCCUCAGCUCUGUCAGGUGCCAUGAGGUUCAGCCGGAGGCCAACCUGUCCUGAUACGUCGAUUGCUGCCAGCCUCCCCACACCCCCUGUCCCACGUCACAGGAAGAGCCACAGCCUGGGAAACAAUAUGAUGUGUCAGUUCAGUGUAGUUGAGAGUAAAAGUGCAACGUUCCCAUCGGAGAGACCUCGUCACCUGCUGGAUGACAGUGUUCUAGAGCCCCAGAGUCCAGGCAGGGGCCAGGGCCGGGGCCUGCCCCUCACCUCCUCUGCUGUCACCAAUGGACUCUCCUUAGGCAGUAGUGAAAGCUCAGAGUUUAGUGAAGAGCUGUCUUCAGGGCUGGAAAGGGGUCGACUAUAUGCUACCUUGGGACCCAAUUGGCGGGUUCCAGUUCGGAACUCUCCCAGGACCAGGAGCUGUGUCUACAGUCCCACAGGGCCAUGCAGCUGUGCACUGGGGAACUCGGCGGGGGUCAUUACCAUGGAGGGACCUUUGAAAAGGAAAACAUUACUUAAGGAAGGACGAAAGCCUGCGCUUUCCUCAUGGUCUAGGUACUGGGUAACACUAUCAGGAUCAACUCUGCUAUAUUUUGGAGCAAAGUCCUUACGGGGUACUGACAGAAAACAUUAUAAAUCCACACCUGGAAAAAAAGUUUCCAUUGUUGGAUGGAUGGUACAGUUACCUGAUGAUCCUGAGCAUCCUGAUAUUUUCCAGUUGAAUAACCCUGACAAAGGCAAUGUUUACAAGUUUCAGACCGGCUCCAGAUUGCACGCGAUACUGUGGCACAAGCACUUGGAUGAUGCAUGUAAAAGCAACAGGCCUCAGGUACCUACUAACCUUAUGUCAUUCGAAUAAGCAGCUGCACAAUGCUUGGUGUGAGCCAAAAGUGCCAAACUACAGGAUGGAGGAAAACUACACAUACACACAGUUAGAGAAGAUCAUUCUUUGGCCACCAGCUGCCACAUAGUAUCGUACCCACACUCAGCUGUGCAACUUCAAAGUGAUUCUGAUGAGCGCAUGAGUGUCCCAUGCAGUGACUUCCUCAGUCCUACUGGCUAUAAGAAACCAUUGAACUCUGCUGCAGGACCCACAGAUCCUGGGCUCACUUGUGGCCACCAAUAACCCUGGACAAUUGCUGGACCAUAGACUGGGCAUCCCAUCCUUUGCCUGUCCUUUUAUAAACAGUCCUUUUUGUGGCAAAGCUGCUUUCUGUGACCGAAGAACAUUUAGCCCAUGUUGGGUUUUCAAUUCUUUCUAAUGCACAAAGACAACAGGCAGUGUUCACUUGCUGCAAAGUGUCCAUUAGAGUAGACAUCAUGGAACGACAUUUUUAUAACCUAAGUGCACUGAGUUGCUUAGCAAUGUGGCUGCCUCUGAUUUUGUAUAACACACACACACACACACACACACACACUACCCAGACAUUUCCGCCGUGUAUGAGCUAUUUGGGAAACAUGUAUUUUGGCACCAGAUUUGCAACCUAACUCACUUCAUUUGGUUGGAAAGAACUGCUUUGUAGACUUACAUUACAACGCUGUCCAGGUAAGGUAAGAGUUCAUCACUGGAGGUCAUUAAGCUGUUGCACUGGAUAGAGGAGAUUCUUAUUCAGGUAUUGAGUUGGACAAGAUGUCCCCUGAGGUCUCUUCCAACUCGGAAGUUCUGUGCUUCUUUGAUCAGUAAGGUUUUAAAUUCAUUUUGGUUUAAUGUUCCCCUUGGGUUCUCUAACUAUACACAAUUAAUGCCUUAAAUCGCAUAUUGUUUUCUUUGACUAUGGGUGCUAUUCCUCUGCAAAGCCUGCUCCCCUUGGGGCAUCUCAAACUCCCUCUGACUUGGUGUCCAUGGAGCCUUAUUAUUGUCAGGUCUUCCAAGUCAGGGCCCAGCCCCAGAAGAUGAGCUGUCUUUUGACCCAUUCCCUUUCUUUGGAGGGUCUGGGGGCACUUUGGGGCUCACCUUUGCUUUGCCCUUUGUGCUAAAAAAAAAAAAAAGGAGGUUAAAAAGCUAUUCUCCAACUGUCCCAGUGUUGCUGAGGCUUUGGGGAGAUGAAAGGCAGCUGUGGAGAGGCUGGGAAAAGAGUCAAAGGAGCAGCCUUCAGGGUGACAACAAUGGUGGGCUUUUUUUCCAGCAGGGUCAUCCUGGUCCCUGCUGGGCUAAACAUCUUGCUCACCCAUCUCCACUGCCAUAGCUGAUGUUUUGGGGGUUUUGAUUAGUCAGGGCUGCUGAGAUCUGA
This is a messenger RNA of Dromiciops gliroides (monito del monte), 3527 nucleotides long. RefSeq names its product Ral GEF with PH domain and SH3 binding motif 1 (gene RALGPS1). The transcript has 21 exons. Gene Ontology annotation, biological process: positive regulation of GTPase activity; Ras protein signal transduction. Bases 392 to 2155 code for a protein of 587 amino acids. Gene Ontology annotation, molecular function: guanyl-nucleotide exchange factor activity. Gene Ontology annotation, cellular component: plasma membrane. The record is from RefSeq and is a predicted model, not a curated record. Lineage: Eukaryota; Metazoa; Chordata; Mammalia; Microbiotheria; Microbiotheriidae.